GAGGUUCUUUCUCAAACUCCUUGAACAAAUCUAACCCAGGAUGAAGCUUUCUAAAGCCUGGUGGGUUGGGCUGUCACCUGUUGCUAGCAACAAACCACAGUCGCUUGGACACUGGAGGGUGCACACGUACAUAUAGCGGAGAGUUCUGGUCCGUGUAGCAGAUAGCGAGAGUGAAGCUUUAUGUACGGAAACACCGUUACGAGCUCAAACACGAUGGCGACAGAAAUCCCCAGCGAGUUUGGUCUGGACAUGGACGAGCGAGAUCCCAACGACAUCAACGGCCACACUAAGGUGCUGUUCGAUGACGUAUUCGCAGAGCCGGAGGGCACGCACAGCGCGGACGGCGUCUGGCGCUGGUCCUUCAAGUGUUACAACGGGAGUAAGUCCUGCUGUUACAAGACCCUGACGUACAUCUGCGCCCUGCCCAUCGCCUGCUGCUGGGGCUGCGAGUUCGCCUGUCUCAGCUUCUGUCAGAUCUGGGCCAUGGUGCCGUGUAUCAAGACCUGCAACAUCACCCUGGCCUCCGUCAAAAAGGUCUGGGGGUCGGCCGUGCGCACCUGUCUCGAUCCCUGCAACGAGUCCUGUGGGCUCUGUCUCAGCAGCAUCAAAAUCACACAGCAAUCGGCAUAGAGACUGGCUCACAAAGAAACGUACUCAAGUGCACAGAAGACAGUAUAUCAAGACUUGUAACAUCACCUUGGUGUCAACUGACUUCAGACGGGUGCCGAUGUCGUAAACAUUGUCCCUUCGUUCUGUGCUUUAAUGUCACUGUGAUAACCUAACACAUAGCAACACGUAGCUUUGACAAACUUGUGGAUGCGUGUACUCACUUUUGCUCAAACUUUCAAAGCAGAGUCAGUAUGUAGUUUUGCGAUGAUUGAAACGAAAUUGUUACCAUCACGCGCUCUAGCGUUGUGCCGCUUGUCUAUAUAGCUAGUACUUACCUAUUUCUUCUGCUUACUUGCUUUAGAAAAAGUUUCAUGCACAUGUAACGUACGUACAGCUUAGCUGGCAUUUCACUGCUUCAUCUCCAGAUUAAGGUUACUAGAUGACAGCCAGACGAACUUCAUCUUUUAAGAUGUUCUAAGGGAUUGCCAUUUUUGUACAUUUAAAAUUAAAGAACAAAUGCCAUA
Branchiostoma floridae (Florida lancelet) is the source of this 1133-nucleotide messenger RNA. RefSeq names its product caveolin-3-like. Lineage: Eukaryota; Metazoa; Chordata; Leptocardii; Amphioxiformes; Branchiostomatidae. Gene Ontology annotation, cellular component: caveola. The transcript is spliced from 2 exons. Bases 181 to 630 code for a protein of 149 amino acids. The record is from RefSeq and is a predicted model, not a curated record. Gene Ontology annotation, molecular function: molecular adaptor activity. Gene Ontology annotation, biological process: caveola assembly.